CUUACGUCUACAUAUUCAUCAUUCUUAUCCUAUCAUCAUCGGGAGAAUCCUAAACAUAUAUUUCAUUUUAUUAUAACGAUGCAGGUCAUCAUAAAUGGUGAUAUAUAUUGAACACUAGUUGACGUUAGUUCUAUCUACUCAGUAAGUGCGGAGUAUAUGAAGUAGUAGCUUGUGUGUUUGCAAUUCUCGAGAAUGUUUUACAAGCCGGAGGAAAUUGAGGCUGUCAAUGUACCAGAUAUACAAAAUCUGUUACAGUUAGAUCCAUGGCUAGAACCUUACAAAUAUGAGAUCAAACGCAGAUAUAAGUGCUUCUUAGAUCAUAUGAAGUGGAUAAAUGAUGUUUGUGGCUUAGAAGAGUUCACUCAAGGCUAUAAAGAGUUUGGAAUUCACGUGCGUGAUGACGGGUCGAUAUACUGCAAAGAAUGGGCUCCAGGAGCAAAAGAACUCUACCUGCGUGGAGAUUUUAAUGAAUGGCAGGAAUUUACUCACCCGUUCAAAAAUGUGGGUUUCGGGAAAUGGGAGUUGAUAAUACCACCUGCUAGUGGUUCACCGGUUAUAAAGCAUCUUUCGAAAAUCAAGCUGUUAGUGGUCGCUCAGGAUGGUCGUCGACUUGACAGGUUAAGCCCAUGGGCUGCAUACGUUAAAUGCUUUGAGGGGAAUAUUAUUUACGAUCAGUUGCUGUAUAAUCCUCCAGAGAGAUACCAAUUUAAAUACCCUCAUCCUCCACGUCCUAAAAGCCUCCGAAUCUACGAGUGUCAUAUUGGCAUUUCGUCAUCUCAGCCGGUCGUCGCAUCUUAUUCUCAUUUCAAGGACAACGUUUUGCCUCGAAUUAAGGACCUAGGCUAUAAUGCAAUUCAGAUAAUGGCACUUAUGGAACAUGCUUAUUAUGCUUCGUUCGGAUACCAAGUGACUAGCUUCUUUGCUGCCUCAAGUCGCUUUGGUACUCCAGAGGAGCUACGCUCCAUGGUUGAUGAAGCACACCGAUUGGGCAUCGUGGUUCUACUAGACGUUGUUCAUAGUCAUGCCUCUAAGAAUACGAAUGAUGGUCUCAACCAAUUCGAUGGCACUAAUGCUUGUUAUUUCCAUGAUCUAGGUCGUGGAACUCAUGAUUUAUGGGAUUCUCGUCUAUUCAAUUAUACAGAACUAGAAGUACUUCGCUUCCUUAUGUCGAAUUUGCGUUGGUGGAUUGAAGAGUACGGUUUUGAUGGUUUCCGGUUUGAUGGGGUGAUGUCUAUGCUUUAUCAUCAUCAUGGUUUAAUGACUAACUUUUCCGGUCAUUAUGGAGAAUAUUUUGGUUUAUCCGUAGACACAGAAUCAUUUACCUAUUUAAUGCUAGCUAACCAUUUUCUGCAUGAAAAGUAUCCAUUUAUUAUUACAAUUGCGGAAGAGGUUAGCGGUAUGCCUACUCUGUGUCGUCCAGUCUCUGAAGGCGGUGGUGGAUUUGACUAUCGAUUAGCCAUGGCCAUUCCUGAUAAAUGGAUUGAGCUUCUAAAGAAAUACAAAGAUGAAGAUUGGAACAUGGGCAAUCUCGUCCAUACGCUGAUUAAUCGACGCUAUGGUGAAUCAAAUAUCGCAUAUGCAGAAUGUCAUGACCAAGCUUUGGUUGGUGAUAAGACCAUAUCUUUCUGGCUUAUGGAUAAAGAGAUGUACUUCAGUAUGAGCACUUUAAGCCCACCUAAUUUAAUCAUUGACCGUGGCAUCGCGUUACACAAACUAAUACGUUUCAUAACACAUACCUUAGGAGGUGAAGGUUAUCUUAAUUUUAUGGGUAAUGAAUUUGGUCAUCCUGAAUGGUUGGAUUUCCCAAGAGCUGGCAAUAAUAGUUCUUAUCACUAUGCUCGCCGUCAGUGGAACUUGGUGGAUGACCCAAUGUUGCGUUAUAAAUAUCUAAAUAAUUUUGAUAGAGCUAUGCAACAUUUAGAGGAAAGAUAUGGUUGGCUGGCAGCUCCACAGGCUUAUGUUAGUCGAAAGAAUGAAGGUGAUAAAGUUAUCGCAUUUGAACGUGCUGGAGUUCUGUUCGUUUUUAAUUUUCAUCCUACUCAAAGUUUUACGGAUUACAAAAUUGGAGUCGAAGAACCUGGACGGUAUCAUAUUGUUUUGGAUUCUGACCAAGAAGAAUUUGGUGGCUUUAAACGGAUCGACCAAUCUGUCGAUGUAUUCACGCACAAUGAACCAUGGGAUAAUCGUCGAAAUUGUGUUUUUCUGUAUCUGCCUAGCCGUACUUGUGUGGCUUUAGCGUUGAAAUAAAAAAGAUUUUCAUCUCGACACAACACUUGAUUAAGCUACAACAAUAUCCAUACCAUCUUCCGUGGCAUUCUCCUUCGCUCACGGUUUCUUUUACAUGAUAUUGUUUUGUAAUCAUUUCAAUUUGAUCAAUCAGUGAAACGCUACUAAUAUUUUACUCACAUUUUGUGUGUAGUGAUUUACUCCAUUUUAUUUGCAUUAUUACUUAAUCAUUGUAUUUUAGUUACAAAGUGCAAUUAUAUUAUUUUGACUUGUGUAUCUUAGUCUUUCAAUCUUAUCUGUUGUGAAUUUUAUACAUUAAACUGCUCUACUAAACUCAUAAGGUCAUUCAUUGUAAAGACAAUGUAGAAUAAGAGUAUGAUUUAAUAGAUGCCAUUUGUUGAUAGUGUAUUUCUCAUUUUAGCGAACGAUUCGCGUUUUAGUUUCUAGUUUAUACUUAUUGGUAUUAUAGCUGACUCACAUGUUAAGGUAGAUAGUUUUCAGCCUUUUCUCAUCGUGUUUCACUUAACUCAUUCAAUAUUGGUUUACCGUUUCAUUUCUCGUCAGUUCAUUGAGCUUUAUACUACAAAAGCACAUCAUCACUGGGGUUACAUUAAAUGUUAAAGAUUUUGUAACUGAUUAAUUUCGUCUGAUAUUUAGUUAAGUGCUUGCUAUUUGACAAUAUGUAAUUAACCAAUAAUUUUG
Schistosoma turkestanicum is the source of this 2928-nucleotide messenger RNA. NCBI's taxonomy places the organism in Eukaryota, Metazoa, Platyhelminthes, Trematoda, Strigeidida, Schistosomatidae. The record is from the annotation of a GenBank genome assembly.